Molecule: messenger RNA, 1276 nt
Organism: Camellia sinensis
Lineage: Eukaryota; Viridiplantae; Streptophyta; Magnoliopsida; Ericales; Theaceae
Product: Chaperone DnaJ-domain superfamily protein
Source: RefSeq, a predicted model, not a curated record
UUCGCUAUUUUGAAAAUCUCCCAUAAUUUUUUGGCAUAAUAGCCGGCAAAGAUGUCACCAACUGAUCCACAUUCAAAAAACUUUCUCUCCCGCAAAGUGUGCCCUUUGUUUUCUUAACCGCUCCACCACAUUAAGUUCUUCUUAAAAGCACAAAAAUGCGUAACCGCUCCACCACGUUAAGCUCUUCUUAAAAGCACAAACAUGCGUGUCUAUCAAGUCAACAUCCACACACAAACACAAACACAAAAGACAUAUAUAUGGGAUUGUAUGUAAGUUUGUGUGUAUAAUAUAAAUAUCUCUCUCUUUCAUCUAUUUGUCAAUGGGAAGAAUCAGAGAAGAAGAACCAGAUCUCAAGUCCCAGUUGGUGACAGAGAUUUGCAACCUAUCCAAACGCGCCAUCACGUGUGCUCAUGGCAGUGGUCGCAGCAACCCCACCGGAUCACCUUUCAUCGACUGGUUCCUUGUUCUUCGAGUUGAAGAAAAUGAAGGGUUGGAUGUGAUCAGGAAGCAAUACCGUAAACUAGCUUUACAACUUCAUCCUGAUAAGAACAAGCAUCCCAAAGCCGAAAUUGCCUUCAAGCUUGUCUCAGAGGCAUAUGCAUGUCUUUCUGAUAAUGCAAGAAGAGCAGAGUUUAACUUGGAGAGACAGAACAGCAACUGCAAUGAGUGCAACAGAACAGGAUAUGCAACCUGCAAUGGUCCUGCCACUCGAGAUGCAAAAAUCAAGGGAUCAUUUCCUAUACAGAACUCGAGGUCUCGAAAAAUCAAGCAACGAAUAAGCCAUCUCAGAGCCAGAUUUUCAGAAGAGGCCAGUGUGAUUGAGAAUUGUUUGAGGGCUAUCAGGACGUCAACAAAAGGAGAACUACCAGUCUUCGAUCCAUCAACAAAAGAACACAAGAUCUUCAACCCAUCAACGAAAGACCACCCAGUCUUCAAUCCAACUGAUUACCUGUUCCAAGGCUACCCUCACCACCAGAGGACAGGAGUUCACAAGAAACCUGAGAAAUUUCACUACUUGUGGGCAGAAAAUGUACCGAAUUAUGAGCCACGGAGGUGUGAGUCCCCAAUCUAUGAUUUCAGAUCACAAAAUGGUGCAAUUAAAUUCAAAUAUUCUUGUCUCAGAUAAUCUACAGCAAUCAAGAAUCGUCUUGUCUUAGACACCGUUUCACUAAUUAGGAUUUAAAGUCUAAGCACAUCAGAUAAAAGUAUGAAUCAGUUUUUCAUUUAAUUGUAAUAUAUUCAAGUUUCAUAAUAUUAGAUUGCCAUUUAUUCAUAA